Molecule: messenger RNA, 486 nt
Organism: Eimeria tenella
Lineage: Eukaryota; Apicomplexa; Conoidasida; Eucoccidiorida; Eimeriidae
Product: translation initiation factor eIF-5A, putative
Exons: 1
Coding region: 1-486 (161 amino acids)
Biological process (GO): positive regulation of translational elongation; positive regulation of translational termination
Molecular function (GO): ribosome binding; translation elongation factor activity; RNA binding
Source: RefSeq, a predicted model, not a curated record
AUGUCGGACGCGGAAGAGGUGAGCUUCGAACGCGCGGACGCGGGCGCGUCGCUGACGUACCCGCAGCAGGCCGGCGCAAUCAAAAAAAACGGCUUCUGCAUGCUGAAAGGCAACCCCUGCAAAGUGGUGGACUACUCGACGUCGAAGACGGGCAAACACGGCCACGCGAAGGCCCACAUCGUCGGCCUCGACAUCUUCACCGGCAAAAAGUACGAAGACAUUUGCCCCACUUCGCACAACAUGGAGGUGCCGAACGUGAAGCGUUCUGAGUUCCAGCUUAUCGACGUUUCCGACGACGGCUUCGUGUCUUUGCUGCUGGACAACGGCGACUUGAAGAGCGACUUGACGCUGCCCAAGGACUCCGACGGCAACCUCGACGAGGUUGCGCUGCAGGUCAAGAGCCUCUUCCAGGAGGGCAAGGGCGUUCUCGUCAGCGUCCUCGCGGCCUGCGGCAAGGAGAAGAUCGUCGCCUGCAAGGAGCUCUGA